Messenger RNA from Pocillopora damicornis (cauliflower coral), 616 nucleotides. RefSeq names its product protein Abitram. NCBI's taxonomy places the organism in Eukaryota, Metazoa, Cnidaria, Anthozoa, Scleractinia, Pocilloporidae. The record is from RefSeq and is a predicted model, not a curated record. Gene Ontology annotation, cellular component: nucleus.
AUGUAACAAAAUGGCGGAUGCAGAAGAUGCAGAGCGUCUUGAAAGAAAAUCAGUCGUAGAUCGAUAUUUUACGCGUAUUUUUAAAACGGAUAUAAUGGGGAAAUUUUGCGAAGAUCAAUGUGUGCUGCAGCAUUCAAACAAGAUAUGUGUGAUUACUGUAGCACCAAGUCACCCUUUACUCCAAUGUAAGCAGAUUGUGAAAGUGAAUUUUCAAGUGAGCACCAAGGUGAAUCGAUUGGAUAACAAAGUUUCUGGGAAAGGGAAGAAAGGUGCCCAGCAUUUACAACCAGAGUCUUUAAUUUGUGAAGUCACAAGCUCAGAUGGCAGCAAGUAUUCACUGUAUAGCUGCAUCAGAGGAAAGCUGGUUGAAGUUAAUGAAAAACUGGUCACAAAUCCACAACUGUUGCUAGAAAAGCCACAAACUGAAGGCUACCUUGCUGUAGUCCUCCCAAAACUCACUGAGAAUAUUCUGAAUGGACUUUUGACAAAAGAACACUAUGAACAACUUUUAGAGGACAGGAAAGCACUAGAUGUCAAAAGCGGGUGAUAUUUACCUCAAGAGUGUCAGGGUUUUUGUAGAGGACCCGAUCGUUUACGAAGACACCCGAACACUUCC